AUGUGGUGCCACCUUUUCGUUCAGACCCUUACUGGCGCUGUAAGAAUAUGGUUUGAUAACUUACCCAUUGGGAAAAUUACGUCAUGGAAGGAUUUGCGCGACAAGUUUCUAGUCCAUUUCAGCCAGCAACGACGAUCAAUCCGGGAUACAUCGGAUGUGAUAAACAUUUUGCGCCAUGAUGAUGAAAGUCUGGAAGAUUUCAUCACUCGUUAUAACAAGGAGGUACUUGAGAUUGGGGAUGUUCAUGAACAGCUGAUUCGCGCCCAAUUCAAGUAUGCAGUCAGGUGUGAUGAUAUGAUAAAGGUCCUGUCUGGGACGGAAGGACUCCCGAAGAGUUGGGAAAAAGUGAUGGCGGCGGCCAAGGUCUACGCGCAAACAGAGAAGAAUCUCACUACCAACAGGCCUCCACCACCACAUAACCGCCCCUCAGAUCUGGGCUCAAGUGGUGGAAGGAAGUUUAAGAAAAAUUGGCGUGAUUCUGGCUCAGGAAACUAUUCAUCCGAAGAUGCUCGGACCACAAUCAACAAACUUACCACGCAAAGGGAAGCCAAACAGGAGAACAGGGAGAGACAGUGGACUCCCUUAACCAAAACCCCUGCGGAAGUUCUGAGCAUAGAAGAUUACCAGUUUAAACCUCCGCCACCCAUGAAAAACAAGCGUGGACAAGACCCGAGUCAGUAUUGUGAAUACCACAAGGACAACAGGCAUACUACAAAUAACUGCAUCUCUUUGCGCACUGAGAUAGAAAAGGCACUUAAGAGUGGUGAGCUCACUCACCUCCUAUAA
This is a messenger RNA of Helianthus annuus (common sunflower), 786 nucleotides long. RefSeq lists its product as uncharacterized. The coding region runs from base 1 to 786 and encodes 261 amino acids. The record is from RefSeq and is a predicted model, not a curated record. NCBI's taxonomy places the organism in Eukaryota, Viridiplantae, Streptophyta, Magnoliopsida, Asterales, Asteraceae. The transcript has a single exon.